Diorhabda sublineata is the source of this 1137-nucleotide messenger RNA. It is a transcript of the gene Dnali1, whose product is annotated as axonemal dynein light intermediate polypeptide 1. Gene Ontology annotation, cellular component: axoneme; filopodium. Gene Ontology annotation, molecular function: dynein heavy chain binding. NCBI's taxonomy places the organism in Eukaryota, Metazoa, Arthropoda, Insecta, Coleoptera, Chrysomelidae. The record is from RefSeq and is a predicted model, not a curated record. The transcript has 5 exons. The coding region runs from base 56 to 859 and encodes 267 amino acids.
GUCAAUCUUGCUAGUUUCUUUUCAUUCCAUUUUCAUACCUUGUCAUAUAUAGAAUAUGACGACAGAAAGAAUAAUACCAUCUCCGAAUACUUUGGUUAAGUAUGAUAAUCCAAUUUUAGUUUCAAAACAUGAUUCAAAAGCGGGACCUUCUGGGGUAAGAUUAGCAUUAUUGGUAUUAUUAAGUAGAUUUUUUAAUAUGAAAACUAAAUAUAGUGUAAUGAUACCGGAUGAAGCUGCAAAGAAGACUCCUCUCACCGCAGAUAUUAAACGCGAAGCUGAAGAAAUACUCAAUACAAUUCUACCACCUAAAGAAUGGGAAGACGAUGGACAAUUGUGGAGGCAGUGUGUUUCUACAACACCAGCAACUCGAUUAGAUGUUGUUAAUUUACAAGAACAACUGGAUAUGAGAUUACAACAAAGACAGGCUAGAGAGACCGGUAUUUGCCCAGUGAGAAGAGAACUGUAUACGCAAUGUUUUGACGAAAUUAUUAGACAAGUAACUAUAAACUGUGCCGAAAGAGGAUUGCUGUUAUUGAGAGUUAGAGACGAGAUGCGCAUGACCAUAGAAGCGUAUCAAGCGUUAUAUUGUAGCAGUGUUGCUUUCGGUAUGAGAAAAGCGUUACAGGCGGAACAAGGCAAAUCAGAUUUGUUCGAAGAUGUAGAAACGUUGAAAAAAGAAAAACAAGAUUUGGAAAAUCAAAUAACUGAAUUGAAACAACGAGCAGAACAGGCGGAUAGGAGGGCGGCCGAAACGAGACUAGCGGAAGAAAGAAAACAUACGGAAGAAAUUGCAUUUUUAAAGAAAACUAAUCAGCAACUAAAGACUCAACUGGAAGGUAUUUUAGCACCUAAGAAGUGAAUAAUGGGGUUUAAAGAAGCAUACGCAGAAGGAAAAUAUAGUCAUUUAUUAAAAUUGUGGAUAUUUUUUCCAAAGCAUUUUUCUAAAAAUAAUAUUAAUUAUAUUUAUAUAUUGUCCCGUAUCGCUUUAAACCAACUGAAGACAUUUUAUAUUUGAAAUAGUGUCGCGAGACUUUGGUUUACACAAAAAUGUAAAAGCCUUGGAAAAAGAGUUUUAUACAUCAAUAAAUUCAUCGUAAUAAAAAUAUUUAAUAUCUAUAAAUAUUUUGUACAAUUAAA